Messenger RNA from Saccostrea cuccullata (small rock oyster), 477 nucleotides. RefSeq lists its product as uncharacterized. Bases 1 to 477 code for a protein of 158 amino acids. Lineage: Eukaryota; Metazoa; Mollusca; Bivalvia; Ostreida; Ostreidae. The record is from RefSeq and is a predicted model, not a curated record. Gene Ontology annotation, molecular function: nucleic acid binding. The transcript has a single exon. Gene Ontology annotation, biological process: DNA integration.
AUGCGAAGCGACAACGGACCACAGUUUGUGUCAGAGGAGUUUAAGGGAUACCUGAAUUCAAAUGGUAUCAAACACAUUCGGACUACACCAUACUGGCCACAAGGAAAUGGGGAGGUAGAGAGGCAAAACCGAACACUACUCAAAGCCAUUAAAGCUGCGAACGCAGAAGGCAAGGAUUGGAGACAAGAACUACCCAAGUUCUUACUUGCGUACCGUGCGACCCCACACUCUACCACCGGAAAAAGCCCUGCAGAGUUAUUAUAUAAUCGGAAAAUUCAUACCAAUUUACCUGAGAUCAGCAAAAGAAUUGAUCUCGAAGAAUUAAGAGAAACGGACGCAAGACGGAAAGUGGAUUUUAAAAUAAGAGCGGAUGAAAAGCGCCGCGCUGUACCGUGUGAAAUUGAGAUCGGUGACACUGUUGUACGACGUCAGGCUAAGCGCGUAAGUUGUCAACCGAGUUCGCGCCUGAGAAGUUAA